Molecule: messenger RNA, 1086 nt
Organism: Saccharomyces mikatae IFO 1815
Lineage: Eukaryota; Fungi; Ascomycota; Saccharomycetes; Saccharomycetales; Saccharomycetaceae
Gene: RSM28
Product: mitochondrial 37S ribosomal protein mS46 RSM28
Exons: 1
Coding region: 1-1086 (361 amino acids)
Source: RefSeq, a predicted model, not a curated record
AUGCGAUCAUCUUUGUACAGGUGUGUUAGUCGGGCCUGUUAUAGCACAAAUGUCACAGAAGAUUUCAUAAACAGCAUUUUGGCAAGAGCUCAAGAGGCAACAGCAAAAGCUUCUUCCAAUGCUAUCAAGUUGGAUAAGAUGAAAGGGAGUAGAGUUCACACUAAAAAGAGAAAUGGAAAUCAGAACAGGAAUACUAUGAACAAUAUGGAAGGCAAGACUAGAGAGGCGAGACAAGGAGAAAGAAACAUGAGAUUGAACAGUCGUAAAACAAAUGACGACUCUGCACAUACUAACAGGCAACAAUGGAAUAGAAGUGCAACCACAUCUUUUGUCAAAGACUCUAUCGGAACUGCAGCGGUUACACAACCGCAGUUCAAAAAGAUGCAGAGUAAUUCGAAAGGAAAUUCUAAGGUUGAAGAUGAUUUGCUUGAUGUUUUCAAUUCAUCGAUGGAGCAGAAAUCGAUUAGCUUCAAUAAGAAUUCGAAGUCCAAAGCAAGAUUCCAGAAAAAAAGUCAUAUUUUAACGGCAUCUAAAAGGAGAAAAGUUCCACAACAACAGCUGUUGCAGAGAGCUAUCAAGAGACCUGUUAGUGCAGAAUACAUCCUAGAAGAGCCAACACCUCUAUCUAUACUAGAAUAUACACCUCAAGUUUUUCCAACAAAGGAAUCCAAAUUAAUCAACUUUAGCUUGGAUAGUUUGAGAAAAUCCAAUUACCCAAUUUAUAGAUCACCAAAUUUGGGAAUUCUCAAAGUCCACGAUUUUACCUUAAACACGCCAAAUUUUGGUAAAUAUAUGCCAGGAUCUUCAUUAAUUCUUGCAAAAGAACCUCAAUUACAGAAUCUACUUCUUCAAGGUAAUUCGAAAGAUUUUCAUAAGCUUUUCAGAGGAGAAUAUCAACUUUUAGAACCCUAUGGAAGAACAGAUUUUGAAAAAUUAACGAAAUCUAAAGAGGCUGUGAGUAAACUCUUACACAAUAGCCAAAUUGUGAGAUUGUCGUUACAAUCUGUUGUCAUGGAAUCCGAGGAUAAAAAAAUGGUGUAUGACGUUUGUUCUGGGAUAAAACCAAUUUCUGAACUUCAACAGUAA